Messenger RNA from Helianthus annuus (common sunflower), 2462 nucleotides. Its product is annotated as UTP:RNA uridylyltransferase 1. Gene Ontology annotation, molecular function: RNA uridylyltransferase activity. The record is from RefSeq and is a predicted model, not a curated record. NCBI's taxonomy places the organism in Eukaryota, Viridiplantae, Streptophyta, Magnoliopsida, Asterales, Asteraceae. The transcript is spliced from 6 exons. The coding region runs from base 153 to 2243 and encodes 696 amino acids.
CAUACAAGCAAGAUACAUGUUGUAGUACAAGUCAAAAAGAUAAGUACCAAACCUUCAUCUCUUUCUUGCUUGCUUGCAAGGACGGACGGACGGACAAUGCUACUCACUUUUUUCAACUGAUCCAUCCCUCUUUCAAACCCACAAACCAUACCAUGGUCGGCGGCGCCGGAGGUGAUGCAGAUGCCGAUGCUCCACCACCACCUCUCAACGGCGGCGAGUUCCUCCUCCAACUCCUCAAAAACCCACCUCAACACCCCCACCCCCACCCCCAACCACAUCCACAACCACUCCCCCAAGAUCCAGCCGUCGCCGCCGUUGGACCCUCCAUACCCUUCCCGCCACCCCCAUUCUCGCACUCCCGCCCAGCUCUUUUCCCACCUACUCACAAUUACUUCAAUCAGGGGUUAGGGUUUCCCCAAAACCCUAACCCUAAUUUCGUUCAGGGUCAUCAACAACAGAUCACCGAUCAGGGCGUGCUUGAUUAUCUUUCAAGGCUCGGGCUUAUUCACAGCAACCAGCAGCAACAGCAGGAGCAAGAUCGACGCAACAAGCUUGUGUUUGGUUCUUUGCAUUCUGAUUUACAAGCAUCAUCUAAAGUGCCAAAGAAUGCUAACUUGGAUUACGAUCUGGCUAGUGUUGAGAAACAUUUGUUGACAGAAAGAGAAUUGGGCAUGGGGAAUAAUAGUCGGGUCAAUGGUCCUGAGAGGAAUGCUGAGUUUAUGCAGCAUAGGCAAGUUAGCUCACUUACUUUUGGCAAUUAUGUGUCAGCUGAAGCGGUUUCACAGCAGCAGCAGCAAGUGAGGCGAAUGCCGCCGCCCCCUGGGUUUUCAAGCAACCCAAACCCGGUAGGGAGGAGGAAUUCAGAACAUGGUGUGGAUAAGGGAAAGGGUAACUAUAUGGGUGGUGUUGUGAAUUCAGGGGAAAGAUUGCAUAUUGGGGGAAGGCAUUUGGGUGCUGAGAGAUAUCAGAUUAAUGACAUGGGUCCGUCUAGAGGAGCUCAUCUUCAUUCGGUUUCUGCUGUUGAGGAGUUGCAUGAUCUGAAUGGAAAAAGAUCAAUGAAUAAUGGGGUUGAUUCAGCUGAAUUGGAUGAUUUAGAGGAGCAGGUUGAUAAUUUACUGCUUGAAGAUGGAACAGAUGAGAAGAGUGAUGUAAAGAAGGGCCCUAAAUCCAGAGACAAGGAUUACAGAGCGGAUAAAAGGGGACAAUGGCUUCUGAACCAGAGAAUGAGAAAUCAUAGAAGUCAUAUAGAAUGCCGGGGAGAUAUAAAUAGGCUAAAUGCACAUUUUCUUGAAAUUUAUGAAUCUUUGAUACCACCGGAAGAAGAAAAAGAGAAGCAGAAACAACUAAUGGCGUUAUUAAACAAGCAUGUUACAAAUGAAUGGCCCAAGGCUCAGUUAUUUCUUUACGGAUCAUGUGCCAACUCAUUCGGGUUUCGUAAAAGUGACAUCGAUGUUUGUCUUGCAAUGGGGGAUGCUGACGUGGACAAAUCAGAAAUCUUGUUGAAGCUAGCUGAUAUUUUGAAAUCCGAUAACCUUGAAAACGUUCAGGCAUUGACUCGUGCUAGGGUUCCCAUAGUGAAGCUUAUGGAUCCCAUCACUGGAAUCUCGUGUGAUAUAUGUGUAAACAAUAUGCUUGCUGUUGUAAAUACAAAACUUCUUCUGGAUUACUCUAAAAUUGAUGUUAGGUUGCGACAACUGGCAUUUAUCGUUAAACACUGGGCAAAAUCGCGAGGAGUGAAUGAAACUUAUCAAGGGACCCUCUCCAGCUAUGCGUAUGUUUUGAUGUGCAUUCAUUUCUUGCAACAGCGAACGCCUUCCAUCCUUCCAUGUCUACAGGGAAUGGAGGUAACUUAUAAAGUAAAUGUGGACAAUGUUGAAUGUUGUUACUUUGACCAAGUUGAGAAACUUCAAGGUUUUGGGUCCCGCAAUGGUGAAAGUAUUGCUCAAUUGGUUUGGGCAUUCUUCAACUACUGGGCAUAUUGUCAUGAUUAUACGAAUGACGUCAUAUCUAUACGUAUGGGAAGCUUAAUAAGCAAACGGGAAAAGGACUGGACUAGAAGGAUUGGGAAUGACCGUCAUCUAAUAUGCAUAGAAGAUCCAUUUGAGGUAUCUCACGAUUUGGGCAGGGUUGUGGACAAACGUAGCAUUCGGGUUUUGAGAGAAGAAUUUGAACGGGCUGCUGAAAUUUUGCAAUACGAUCCAAACCCUUGCGUGAAGCUUUUCGAGCCCUAUAUUCCCAGUUGAUGUUUUUUUGCCGGUAGCCAAGCACAAUGGUUUAGUUGCUAGUAAGUAAUUCUAGACGUACAACCUGUAAAUCUAUUCCCUGAUUCGCUGUGUUGCUGUUUUUACAUAUUUCCUAGGGUUUUGUAGUUGUGGAUUUGAUCUCAGUAUUCAUAUUUACGUAUUUAAUUUGUUUAUGCUAUAAUGUUUUCAUUUACAUCUGUAAAAGCUAGUAACUUUAGA